AUGCAAUCAUCAACAACAAAUAUCAAUCGUGGACAUAUUCCUCCUAAAUUAAGUGUCUUCGUUUUUGGACAUAACGAUGAUGAUGAUGAUGAUCCAAAAAGUGUCAAAAAAUUUCCUGAAUACGACCAUGAAGUAAUUGAAAACAGUUUCAGUAUUGAUAGUGACAACGACGAUGACGACAAUCUUAUCCUUUCAGCUUUAUCAACGAUUGAAGAAAAUAUUAAUGAGACUGAUAAUAAUAGUGAUGUUCAACAUCAAAAUAUUAAUAACAGUCAUUGUCGACAAACGGAUAAGCAGUCACCUCGACAAAGUAUUAACUAUGAUGGUAAGAGAAUAAAUUCUAAUAAAUAA
Messenger RNA from Rotaria sordida, 351 nucleotides. The record is from the annotation of a GenBank genome assembly. NCBI's taxonomy places the organism in Eukaryota, Metazoa, Rotifera, Eurotatoria, Philodinida, Philodinidae.